GUUGCGCUGCCGCUGCACAUUCGCCGCAUCCACGUGAUGAACGCCCCACCGGUCGCCAUCGGCGCUCUCAACAAGUGUGUGCGGCCGUUCCUCCAGGACAAGAUCAACCAAAGAAUCGUGACGCAUGAUAACCUUGAGUCGCUGUACAAAUGUGUGCCCCGGGAAUGCUUGCCUUCCGACCUGGGCGGCACCUUGCCGCACAACAUGCGCGAAUACACUCUGAUAUGGGGCGACAUGGCCGCAGCUGCAAUGAAGUGGUUCCAGGAUCGCCGUUGGAUGAAAGCCGACCUGAGCAGCAAGCCAGACUGCAAGUUCAACACAGAGUUCGGCAUCGACGGCUCCUUCCGAAAACUGGCUGUGGAUUAAUUAAGCGUUCCCAUCGAGCUGUGCUUUACUGUGGAAAGUUCGAUUCUUCUCCACCGACCCUUCAAAGAACUGUUAAAAGUGGGCGUUAAGAAACUGUGGAAUGAAUUUAGUUUGAGACCAUUUUGAUUUACAAUACACCGAUUGGGUGAUGCGUUUUUAUGGUUCCGCGUUCUCCUCCCCUCAUGUCAGAGGGGCGUUUAACGGCCAAAAAUAUUCUGAAAAAAUAUUUCCGCAUAUGCGUGUUGGUAAAACAGUUAAUUGUUGAAUAGUAGUGUAUGACUUUUUUUCAAGUAUUGGAAGCUGCUUGGCGCAAAGUGCUCCUUGUGGCACUUUGAUGUGAUUUGAAAAUGAUAUAUACAAAUUAAGAAAGGUUCCCAGAUUAGAACCAAAGAUAGAAAAAACCAAAGGGCCGUUUUGAAAUCAAACAUGCGGCUUCACAACGAUGGAUUAUUGAAGUGUAUUACUUUAUGCAAUUUCCCUUUCGGGCAUUCACUCCACUUUUGCACUGCUGUCGCAAAUCAAUCAUAAUAAUUUUUAGUUAAAGAUGUCGUGAACGGCAGAUAUAUUGUAUAAGAGUUUUUUUUUGUAUCACUAUCGUACCUUGCACCGACUUUGCUAGAGAUUGCCACCCCAUUGUACGACUGCCGACAGCCAACCUGAGUGUUAUGACGAUCUCUCUUACUGCAUGCAGGACAUGCAACAUUAAUUCGAGUUGUCUAAAAAGAGAAGAAUUACAUCUGAAUUUGUAGUGAGAAAAAUAUCUGGACUGUUAACAUCAGAUAGGGGAGUGACCCUUUCCCUAGAUCAUAAGAUGUGUCCUGCACUGAACGGUACCCAGGUAUUUAACUCUCUACGAAUGGAUGUAUGUUUUGUGAUGAUUAUGUGAUGUUUAUUUUACUCUCAUUAAAGACAAUUCCUUUUAUUCGA
Frankliniella occidentalis (western flower thrips) is the source of this 1293-nucleotide messenger RNA. RefSeq lists its product as uncharacterized. Gene Ontology annotation, molecular function: phosphatidylinositol bisphosphate binding. The record is from RefSeq and is a predicted model, not a curated record. Gene Ontology annotation, cellular component: membrane. NCBI's taxonomy places the organism in Eukaryota, Metazoa, Arthropoda, Insecta, Thysanoptera, Thripidae.